Alternaria atra is the source of this 933-nucleotide messenger RNA. RefSeq lists its product as uncharacterized. The transcript is spliced from 2 exons. Bases 1 to 933 code for a protein of 310 amino acids. Gene Ontology annotation, biological process: mitochondrial proton-transporting ATP synthase complex assembly. NCBI's taxonomy places the organism in Eukaryota, Fungi, Ascomycota, Dothideomycetes, Pleosporales, Pleosporaceae. Gene Ontology annotation, cellular component: mitochondrion. The record is from RefSeq and is a predicted model, not a curated record.
AUGUCUCUCCGCAUCCCCACGCUGCGCCAUGCCCUGCGCCAGCCCCUCGUCAACCCCCGCGCCACUCAACGUCGCUGGGCUCAGGUGCAAGACAUUCGCCGCUUCCUCGUCACCCACGACUCCCAGGAGCGCAUCCUCGCCAAGUACAAGGAGAAGCUCGAGCACAAGGCGCGGGAAAAGGGUCUCAAGGACCUUGACGAGCUCAAGGAGCAGUACAAGGACAGGAUCGAGGAGCUGAGGAAACAGGCCAUUGUGCCCGGCGCGACAGAGCCCCUGGCCGUCGCCCCCUCCGCCGCCCGCUGCCUCGGGCUCCCCACCGCCCCACCACCAGGCGUCAAGACGCUCAAUUCCUUCCUCGACCUCGACAAAGUCCAGACUCUCCCCGAGAAGGAAGUCCAAGCCCUGUGGCGCCUUCGACAUGCUGCCAACCCGCAGAGCAUUCAUUUCGCCGUUCCAGCCACGACCUUCUCCCAGCUCCUCCGCAGCGCGAAACAACACCCCUCGUUUGUCCUCCCCGUCCCCCGCGAGAUACCCGCCGACGCCUCAUCAGCGUCACAGGAACAGCCACAGACGCAGCAAGCCGCCGAGCUGCACUAUCUGCAGUUCUCCCACCCACACGUUGAUACUACCACGCUCAUGUUCACAACGCUCGCAGAGUUCAAGCUGAGGGGCGAAUUUGCGAGUCCGCACACCACCAUCACCUUCCACCAGGAGCUCGCCGAGAGCCACAACUUGGUUCUGGGACAGGGCUUGGUUAUCGAGAACAGAGGCGUAAGCGUCGACGAGGCCAGAUGGCUCGUCAUGUGCAUGCAGAAGUUUUACGUGCAGACGGAAGAGGGCAAGGCACGCAGCCAACUACUCAACAUGUUCACUCGCGGAGACAGCGCAUUUCAAGUAGAACGACUUAUAGAUGAGGCAGAGAAGAUUUUGUAA